AAGCGAGAACAACAACUCCAAGAUGGAUUCCCAAAUAGUUUCAGGUGGUGAGUAAAAGAUAUUAGAAAUACAGAUAGUCUCAUAUCUCUCAUGAAAUUUUUCAUAAGCUAAUAAGUCCCACAGGUUUUCUGUUGAAAUACUACGCAGCACGCCAUAGUCUCGGACAUUAUCGUUCCUUUGGCGUCACUGGAAUCUACCAUUUCCCCCCUUGUAUACUCGCUUCUCACUCUCGCUUCACAGAGAUACUGAAGUUUGCACUUUCAAAAACUAUCACUCGUCACUCAACACUCUCAUUUGGGGUAGUAGAGCGACUCAAAAACGUGGAUGCACACUUCUACCGGCAAAGAGAAAUCAAUUUCGAAGAUGUCGUUGAGUUUCGGUCAUCCACCGCUGUUGAAAAGGAGGAAGAUGAAGUAUUAGGAACUGAGAUUGGCAUUUCUCAUCGUCAUUGCUGGACAGAGCAAACUCGGAAACCCGGAUGGAAAACCGUGGUUGUGAAGCAUGAGGAGAAUUCGAAUGGAAGAGUUGAUAUCAUAUUCGUAACUCACCAUGCGCUAGCCGACGGAGGGAGCGGUGGCUCUUUCCAUAAGAGUCUCUAUCUAUACCUCUCGGAGGCAAUACAACUCUCCUCCCGCUCCUCAAACUGGCCACACCAAGUCCCAGAAACAACACAACCUCCGCCCUCAAUCGAAGACGCCUUCCCCUUUCCCCCUUCCGCAACCCCUCCAAGCUCAGGUCCAGAAGAAAACACACCAGCACCAUGGGGUGCCCAACCUCCCUCCCUCCACUCCCUCGACCACGCUCUAAUCCUCGCCAUCUCCCCAGCUCGCCUCUCAGGCAUCCUUACAUUCUGCCGAACCAAAAACAUAACACUAACCUCCCUCCUCCAUUUCCUAACCCUCACCUACCUCUCCACCACCCUCCCCGCAACAGAAGCCCCCUCCUUCAAAGCAAUAACACCCUACACAAUGCGUCGCUUCACCCUCACACCCCCCACAGAAAUGGUAAACCACAUAUCCUUCAUCAGCACACACUUCCCCAUCUCCCUCACCGCCUCACUCCGGGACUUGCUCCCCUCAGACGAGGAUUCCGACAACGAGCGCGAGCUCUUGAAAUCCGUAGCCUCGCAAUACCAACGACAGAUCUACGACGAGCUCUCUUUCGUAACGCACCAGCACUUCUCCCCCGCGCUCCUCACACAAUAUAAGCUCGUCUCAACACUCUCCUCCGAUGCCUCAAUGCAAGAGUAUCAUGAGAAAGCAAUAGGGAAGGAAAGAGAGUACGCAUACGAAAUCUCGAAUAUCGGCGUCUUGUAUCUCGAUGCUCCUGGUUCCCAAACGCCAAAGCCCACAGGAGAAGAAGUAGUUACGUUAGAAAGACUAGUCUUCUCCCAAUGCGCAAUGCCCACUGGUCCCGCGAUCGGAUGCAGCGUCGCUAGUAUCGCAAAUGGUCCUUUAUCAAUAUGCUUCACCUGGCAAGAAGGGAUCGUGGAGGAGGACUUCGUGCGAGGAUUGAGAGGGUAUAUGGAGAGGAGGCUAGCAGGAUUUACAGCUUGAUAGCCCGGGGUUCGUUUUUGAAAGUUGAAAUCACAGAUUGUCUCGGCUUCCUUUCUGUUUCCUGUAACAAUGGUUCGUAGAAAGCAAUUAUAAUUCCCUCGCUACGUAACUUGGCGCGGGUGUCUAUCCAUUUAACC
Hymenoscyphus albidus is the source of this 1693-nucleotide messenger RNA. Lineage: Eukaryota; Fungi; Ascomycota; Leotiomycetes; Helotiales; Helotiaceae. The record is from the annotation of a GenBank genome assembly.